GCCAAGGGUUCUAUAAUGGGUUUGUUGCCGUUUGAUAGGCACAUAGGCCUAAGCGACACUUCGGUGAGAAAACAGACAACCACUAGACAACUGUAUUGCCUGGCUGGCCUACCUUUAGUUUUCCUUUUCAACUUCCGGUUCCGAGAGAACGCAAUGGGGAAGUUUAUGAAACAAGGGAAAGUGGUCCUGGUCCUGGGAGGCCGGUUUGCUGGUAGGAAAGCUGUUAUCGUAAAAAACUACGAUGAUGGAACUUCAGACAAGCCUUAUGGCCAUGCCCUAGUUGCUGGUAUUGACAGAUAUCCACGUAAAGUCACCAGGACCAUGGGAAAGAAGAAGCUCAAGCAGAGGUCAAAGAUCAAGUCCUUUGUGAAAGUUUACAACUUCAAUCAUCUGAUGCCCACCAGGUACUCUGUGGAUCUCAACUUUGAGAAGAACGUCGUCAACAAGGACGUUUUCAGAGAUCAGGCCUUGAAGAGAAAGGCAAGGAGAGAAGUCAAGGCAAAGUUUGAAGAGAGGUACAAGACUGGCAAAAACAAGUGGUUUUUCCAGAAAUUGCGAUUCUAAUUCAGAAUAAAUAUGCCCCAUAAGUAU
Messenger RNA from Aplysia californica (California sea hare), 591 nucleotides. Its product is annotated as 60S ribosomal protein L27. The transcript has 6 exons. Gene Ontology annotation, biological process: translation. NCBI's taxonomy places the organism in Eukaryota, Metazoa, Mollusca, Gastropoda, Aplysiida, Aplysiidae. The coding region runs from base 16 to 564 and encodes 182 amino acids. Gene Ontology annotation, cellular component: ribosome; cytosolic large ribosomal subunit. Gene Ontology annotation, molecular function: structural constituent of ribosome. The record is from RefSeq and is a predicted model, not a curated record.